AUGUCAGUGCUACAGUUUGUGUUUCUGUUAAUCCUGGCGACCAGCAGAAGUGAUUUUGUGGAGUCUGAGGCUGAUCCUGCAGAUCUAGAUGCUUCCGGACCGGAACCCAUCGACGGGCGUUCGUUCUUCUUUCUGGGAACCCUGUUCCGUCGCUGGCGCAAUCGUUGGAUGGCCUAUCACCAUCCGGAUCCGCUGUUUGCCGGUCCCGCCUAUCCCAUAUCCGGGUAUUACAAUUGUCCCAUCUAUGGUUGCAACCCGGCGGCCAUUGGUCCGCAGCCUGGCUUCUAUACCGCUCCCGGUGGAUUCUACACCACGCUGAAUCAGCAGCAGGCUCAAGGAAACAGCAACGUGUAUAUUUACCAGAGCGAUCAGAACUCGCUCAGCGGGAAUCCCUUGGGUUAUGGAUACUUUGGCGGUGGAUUGCCACCACGACCGGGAGCGCCCUUGCCUCCGCCUCCUUCUCCUAUCUUGCCGCCUUCGACUAUGGGCGUGACAUCGGCCAGUGCCGGUGGGUAUAACCUCGGACCUUCAGCGGGAACAGGACAACGUCCAGUACCUUUACCAAUACCGCUACCAGCUAGGAUGAACCGGAAAACAAGGAGCCUGAGGAAACGCUCGCCUAAGUAA
Drosophila serrata is the source of this 627-nucleotide messenger RNA. RefSeq lists its product as uncharacterized. The record is from RefSeq and is a predicted model, not a curated record. NCBI's taxonomy places the organism in Eukaryota, Metazoa, Arthropoda, Insecta, Diptera, Drosophilidae.